This is a messenger RNA of Camelina sativa (false flax), 455 nucleotides long. NCBI's taxonomy places the organism in Eukaryota, Viridiplantae, Streptophyta, Magnoliopsida, Brassicales, Brassicaceae. The record is from RefSeq and is a predicted model, not a curated record.
GCCGAGAGUCCUGCUGCAAUGGAGGAUUUGUCUCUCUGGAAGCAUGAGAAUCGUGUGGAAUCUCUGCCAACAAAGGACCCAGUUCUUGCAGUAUUUGGCCAGAAAGCUACUCAAGUUGAUGAACCUGAACCACAGGUGGACGUUAGUCUAGGUGCUUCUGGUCCUGCCUUAGUUGGAGAAGAUUUUACAAUGCCUAUUGUCGUAACUUCAAAGGGUCAUGCCGUAUACAAUGGUGAAUUGAAGAUUAAUUUAGUUGAUGUGGGUGGUGGUGGUUUGUUUAGCCCAAGAGAAACAGAACCGUUUUCUCUAGAAAGCCAUCAUGUUGAAAUCUGUGGAAUUGAUGGGGCAGAGGGCAACGAUGAAUCUGAAUCUGAAACAGGAAACAUAAAGAAAAUUCAGCAAUCUUUUGGGCUGGUUUCUGUUCCAGACCUGAAGGAAGGGGAAUCAUGGACGUG